GGAGGCCGGAGCAGGACGCCACGAGGCGAGGCACCAACCGUUUCCUCCGCGCCGCCGCCUAUAACGACCACUUCACGUGGCCGGUCUUUCUCCGCCCGCCCUUGACCGGAACGAAUCGACAUGGAGGGCAAGAAGUCGCCGCCCGCCCCUGCCCCUGCCGCUGCCGGAGCCGGAGCCGUGCCACCGCCGGCCGACGGAUACUUCAGCUCCGUCUUCUCCGCGUCGCCUGCGGGGAAUGCAAAAGAGGCGAAGCAGACCGACUUGUACGCGAUGCUGAACAAGCAGAGCUCCAGAGGGCAGAAUGGCGGUGGCAUCACAGGUAAUGGCAAAUCCCAAGGCCGCACUAGCACUACAUAUAAGGAUGCAAAACAUGUUUAUCCAGAUGAGUCAUCAGAAUCCCUUUAUUUUGGCUCAUCUGUGCAUUACGGUGGUCGGGAAUUAUACGGCAGCUCUCCACAAAAGCAGCCGAAUGAACCCCCGAGAAAUUAUAAGGAGGACAAUCCGGAUGGCUCUCUUGCUACUAGAGGUGAUUGGUGGCAAGGUUCACUUUAUUACUGAAUAAUCUACCGAGGAGUCUCCUUUUGUGAACAAGGAAUAAAAGAAGUGGAGCCGAGCUCGGUUUGCUGUAGUGUUGUGUUGAUUGAUAUGAACCAUCAGGUACCGGAAAUCAUAGUUUGAAGUUGCAACCACAUCCGUUCUGUCGGUGGAGGCAGUAUUUAGAUGCAUCAUCUCACCUGGACAGACGUAGGCGGGGUCUUUUCCGUUUCCUUUUCCCCCUUUGUUUUCCUGUGAUUUAGGAGCAGCACUAGUGGACUGGUAGGGCAACAAGAAUUAGUUUCAUAAACAGUUGCUAAAGAGCCGCGACCCACAAGGUCACCUGAUAUAUGUACGAUUGUACCGUGUGUAUGUGUUCCUGCUAUGCAUGUUUCGCAAAGAUUUGGAUUGUGCA
Molecule: messenger RNA, 949 nt
Organism: Phragmites australis (common reed)
Lineage: Eukaryota; Viridiplantae; Streptophyta; Magnoliopsida; Poales; Poaceae
Exons: 6
Coding region: 121-558 (145 amino acids)
Source: RefSeq, a predicted model, not a curated record